GAUAGUGGAUGUGGGAAAGAGAGGGGAGAAUAAGAGAGAAAUCACAGUCAGAGAGAAGAAAGCGAGUGAACGAGAGAAAGACGUGAGGAGAGAGAGAGAGAGAGAGAGAGAGAGAGAGAGAGAGAGAGAGAGAGCUGGAGUGAAAGAUAACAAGAAGGGGAGUAAGUGAGACAGAGGGAGGGCUGGAAGUUUUGGCUCCUCAUUAGUCUGCUCCUCCAGCUUGUGUGUGUGUGUGUGUGUGUGUGUGUGUGUGUGUGUGUGUGUGUGUGUGUGUGUGUGGUCUGCUGGUGGGUGAGUAAAUGGCUGGCAGCUUCUUCCACCGGCGCUCUCAGGAGGAGCUGGGCUCUGCAAGCUCACUGCUGGGGUCAGACCUCCGACACGGACACGCCAUGCAUCAGGUCCUGGACACGUUGAGUGACAGCACCAGCUCCACUACGGCCAACGACCUUGACCUCAUCUUCCUCAAGGGCAUCAUGGAGAGUCCAGUGGCCCACGAGCGCUACGAGGAGCCCAAGCUGGAGGCGGUGCGGGACAACAAUGUGGAGCUGCUGCAGGACAUCCUGAGAGACCUCACACCCCUCACAGAGCAGAGCCAGGCAGCCGACGAGCUCGCACGCAUCCUCCAGGAGCCACACUUCCAGUCCUUGCUGGAGACCCAUGACUCGGUGGCCUCUAAGACCUAUGAGACUCCUCCCCCCAGCCCCUGCGCCUUCAUGGACCCGGCCAUGAACAACCAGCCCGUCCCCCCCGACGCCGUGCGCAUGGUGGGGAUCAGGAAGGUGUCCGGCGAACACCUGGGCGUGACGUUCCGUGUGGAGGGCGGUGAGCUGGUGAUCGCGCGUAUCCUGCACGGGGGCAUGAUUGACCAGCAGGGCCUGCUGCACGUGGGCGACAUCAUCAAGGAGGUGAACGGCCGCGAGGUGGGCUCAGAGCCACGCGUGCUGCAGGACAUGCUCAAGGAGUCCACCGGCAGCGUCGUGCUCAAGAUACUGCCCAGCUACCAGGAGCCACACACACCUCGCCAGGCGUUUGUGAAGUGCCACUUUGACUAUGACCCCGCCCACGACAACCUCAUUCCCUGUAAGGAGGCGGGGCUUAAGUUCAACAGUGGAGACAUCCUGCAGAUUUUCAACCAGGAAGACCUCAACUGGUGGCAGGCGUGUCACCAGAACGGGGGCAGUGCGGGGCUCAUCCCCAGCCAGGUGCUGGAGGAGAAGAGGAAGGCCUUCGUCAAGAGGGACCUGGAGCUCACCACCGCAGGACCCCUGUGUGCAGGUAUGGGAGGAAAGAAGAAGAAGAAGAUGAUGUACCUGACCACCAAGAACGCAGAAUUUGACCGCCAUGAACUGCGGAUCUACGAGGAGGUGGCGAAAGUUCCGCCGUUCCGCAGGAAGACUCUGGUUCUAAUUGGAGCACAAGGGGUCGGACGCAGAAGCCUGAAGAACAAGCUGUUGGUGUCGGAACCCCUGCGCUACGCAACCACCAUGCCGUACACGUCCCGUAAGCCCAAGUUGGGAGAGACGGACGGGCAGAUGUACCUGUUCAUGUCGCGUAGCGAGAUGGAGUCCGACAUCAAGAGCGCCCGCUUCCUGGAGCACGGCGAGUACGACAACAACCUGUACGGCACCAAGAUCAACUCCAUCCACGAGGUCAUCGACUCCGCCAAGAUCUGCAUCCUGGACGUGAACCCGCAGGCGCUGAAGGUGCUGAGGACGUCGGACUUCCUCCCGUACGUCGUGUUCAUUGAGGCGCCGGACUUUGAGGUUCUGAAGGCCAUGAACCGAUCGGCCAUCGAGUCAGGAGUGGUCACCAAACAGCUCACGGACUCUGAGUUGAAGAGGACAGUGGAUGAGAGCGAGAGGAUAAAGAGGGCGUACGGACACUACUUUGACUUCACCAUCGUCAACGACAACCUGGAGGGGGCUUACCGCAGCCUGCGGGGGGCGCUAGAGAGACUCAUGUCAGAGUACCAGUGGGUGCCUGUGAGCUGGGUCUUCUGAGACCGAAACAGUCCUGGGAGAGAGAGAGAGGGAGGGAGGGAGAAAGGGAGAGAGAGUGAAGGAGGGAGAGAGAGAAGUUGGAGAGAAUUUAGAGGGGACCAGACAGAGGCCUUCAUAAGGGAGAGGGAGGAAGGGGCCAUGCAGACAGAAAGAGAGAGAGAGAGAGAGAGAGAGAAAGAAAAGGAGGGGGAAAGAGAAAAAUGAUCAUACCUCCAAAACGCCAUUACAUCAGGCAGCAGGCCCUCUCAUUGGUCAGUUUCAGUGCCACUCACCCAGCCCUGCCAGCUUCCUAUUGGUUGUGUCUUGGGGGGGUAGUGGUGAAAGUUUGAGAAAAGAUCACUGAAAUGUGUGGCAGAAACUGUAGAAAUCAUGAAACAUUCAGUGCUGUGUGUGUGUGUGUGUGUGUGUGUGUGUGUGUGUGUGUGCGCAUUUUCGUGCGUACAUUGUUCUGUGUGUGUGUGUGUGUGUGUGUGUGUGUGUGUGUGUGUGUGUGUGUGUGUGUGUGUGUGUGUGUGUGUGUGUGUGUGUGUGUGUGUGUGUUUGUGGUUGGGACAGUUCAGUUGUGUAACCAGCAGAGUAGGUCUCUAUAUUCAUAGAUUACUGUCAAAAAAAUGUCCGCUGUUUUAGAUGCUCUCAGAGUCCCUCGAUGGAAGAGCUCUCUUGAGAUGACCAUGUAAUCUUUAGGAUGUUGUUCACAGGAGUUGUGUAGUUUUGAGGCUGAAAAAAAAGAUAAUGCUAGUGUAUCAUGUCUUUGGAAUACACUGUACGUCCUGGGUUGUCUUCUGUUGAUUGUAAAUAUAUUUAGAAAAUACAAGAGAAUCUAACUUUUAUUUGAAUAUUUGUACGAUUACUAUCGCUGUACAGCAUUCUUAUUCUUGACCAGUAUGGAGUAGCAAUAUCAACAUGUAAUAUCCUGCAUUUGCUGUACUUCCCUCAGAAGCCAUUUGAAAGUGGCUUAAAUCAGCAGAACUGUACUGUAUGGGUCUGUGUGGUUUAAAUUAAUGCAGAAGAUUCUAGAAAAAACAGCAAUCUUUGGUCUAGAUCUGGCGUUAUAGUCGUUAUCAUUGCUUUAGCCCCCCUUUCCCCCUUGGCAUUUGGUGGAUAUGACCAAAUCAUUAGUGGUUUGUAUCGUCUGGCUUUUAAAAAGAGAAGAGGAAGAGAAAGACAGCAAAUUGACUAAAAGAACUCUAAAGGCCAUUUAACUAACCUGCUUGGCAGGGGCCUGUUCUAGUGGCACAAGCUUUCGGUGGGCCACUUGAGUUUUUGCUCGUAGUGGGGAAGCCAUUUUGUUUAGUUAUAGAUGGCCCAGGUGGUGUCAGAUAUACCAGCCUUUUGAGUGUGUUGAAGACGUGACUGGUGUUCUGUUUAUUUGGGUUUAGUUUCCACACCUCCUGGACAAAUUGUAAAAAAAAGAAGACAAACGAUAAAUCCCCUGGUUUCGGGUUUGAUUGUGUUUCAUUUGAACGUGAGACGCAGUGUUGGGGGACCCUGUGUUGCAUGAUUGUUGGUUUGUUAUUAUUUAAAAGGUGUUUUCUUUUGCCUUAAUAUUGUCCAAUGCCAAGGCACGUUUCUGUCGGAAGUUUGGGUGGAUCCCGCCAUAUCUGUAUCCUCAUCUCUGGUGCUCACAGCAGAGGAAGAAACUUCUCAUUGUUUGUGGUCACUUCCUGAAGUCCUGUCACUUCCUGUGAGUGAUAAGAUAUCUAGCACAUAUGGAUGGGUAUUUACAGUAGGCUGGGGGUUGACACGGCCUCUAAGGGUACAGCGCUGCACAGAUCAGUUGUUUUAAAUGUUCAAAGGAAAUUGAAAGCUAAAAAACAUUAAAAAUUAAAAAAGGUGUGCUUUGUUUUGUCCUUUUUCAUUUUCUGUCCAAGUUAGCUAGCUUG
Sardina pilchardus (European sardine) is the source of this 3883-nucleotide messenger RNA. It is a transcript of the gene mpp2b, whose product is annotated as MAGUK p55 scaffold protein 2b. Gene Ontology annotation, molecular function: protein binding. Gene Ontology annotation, cellular component: cell-cell junction; plasma membrane. The record is from RefSeq and is a predicted model, not a curated record. Bases 300 to 2000 code for a protein of 566 amino acids. Lineage: Eukaryota; Metazoa; Chordata; Actinopteri; Clupeiformes; Clupeidae. The transcript has 12 exons.